Messenger RNA from Dibothriocephalus latus, 237 nucleotides. NCBI's taxonomy places the organism in Eukaryota, Metazoa, Platyhelminthes, Cestoda, Diphyllobothriidea, Diphyllobothriidae. The record is from the annotation of a GenBank genome assembly.
AUGGCUGCCGAACAACGCCGUGUUCAUUCACCCUGUGACGAGGACGUUUCCGGACGCAAACUCCAGGAACUGCCACUGACUACUGGCAACGGCACCAUCCUGUGUGACGUCUCCACCGCCUCCCAUCAUCCAUUCGUGCCACCAUCCUUUCGCCGCACAGUUUUCUCCUCUCUGCACAACUUAUCUCACCCUGGGAGUCGAGCAACCGACAAGUUGGUCUCUGAUCGUUUCGUCUAG